Meriones unguiculatus (Mongolian gerbil) is the source of this 1362-nucleotide messenger RNA. RefSeq names its product sperm motility kinase X-like. Gene Ontology annotation, biological process: protein phosphorylation; microtubule cytoskeleton organization; intracellular signal transduction. Gene Ontology annotation, molecular function: protein serine/threonine kinase activity; ATP binding; tau-protein kinase activity. Bases 1 to 1362 code for a protein of 453 amino acids. The transcript has 2 exons. Lineage: Eukaryota; Metazoa; Chordata; Mammalia; Rodentia; Muridae. The record is from RefSeq and is a predicted model, not a curated record. Gene Ontology annotation, cellular component: cytoplasm.
AUGAAAUCCAUGAACCACCCCAAUAUUAUCAAACAUUUUCACGUGAUCGAGACGGAAGAGAUCACCUACCUGGUGAUGGAGCAUGCCUCAGAGGGAGAGCUGCUGCGGAGGAUCCUGGAACGGGGGUCUCUCCCGGAGUGCGAGGCUGAAAGGAUAUUUACUCAGGUGGUGCAUGCAGUGAAUUACUGUCAUAACAAUCAAGUGGUCCAUAGAGAUAUAAAAGCCACCAACAUCCUUAUGGACUGCAGGGGGAAUGCCAAGCUGAUUGAUUUUAGCCUCGCUGUGAAAGUAACUCCUGGGCAGAAGCUGCGCGGUUUCUGUGGCACUCUGCCCUAUUGUGCCCCAGAACUCUUUGCACCCGGGGAAUACGAUGCUUACCCCAUUGACAUGUGGUGUUUAGGGAUUCUCCUCUUUCUCAUGCAUGUUUCUAUCGACAUUUUCAAUGUCAUCUUGGAAUUACUGAUAAUCAAUCCCGGAAGAAGGCCCACCAUCAAGGACAUCAUGAGGCGCCCCAUGAUCAGGGCCAGUGAGGCACGUUCACCACCUACUUCCACCCCUAGCCUCCCAGGCACCCCGAGCCCUAGCAUUGUUGGGACCAUGAGAGUCAUGGGCUAUAAGCCUGAAGUAAUCAUUGAAUCCCUGAGAGUCCAAAAAUAUGACGAGGUGAUGGCAACUUAUCUUAUAUUGCAACACCAGUCACCUGCGGGAGACUAUGGCCACAACCAGGUGAAUCCUGUGAAAACCAGGCAGCCAGGCACUGUCCUCCGCCUGACAGAGCCUUACAGUUAUCCUGGAUCCCUAAGGAGAGCUGAACCUGUUCCCUAUACCUUUACCUUGCCAUCUAAGGGCCAGGAAAAAGAGGAGGAGCAUUAUUCAAGGAAAUUUGCCAGAUGCCAUAGCAUGCCUGCCACCCUAUGCUGCCAUCCAGACACACACCCUCUCCACCUGGGCUGUCCUAUUGCUAAGUCCAUCAAGAGCAGCAUCCUGGAAAUGAAUAUUUAUUUUUCACAGGUUGGAUCACGUGACAGCCACACUGAUAGUGACCAUAUAUCUCUGGGUCUAUACACCAACUCUUCUAGAACAUCCCAGAAUGAGGGUACAAGUGACUUAGAGAGCCACAUGUCCUAUAGUCACCAAUCUGAAUCCUGGAGUUUCCUGGAGGAAGAGGACAGCUCAAGCUCCUCCUCUGAGGAUUUAUCGGAGAUGACAACAGUCAUAGAGAUAGAGUCUACUAUAGUCCCAGAGGAAAAGACUCUAACACAGGAAGACAUCGAUGCUCAGGAAGCAAUCAUUGCCCUGAGAGUGAACAUCAAGGAGGCCACGAUGCCUGAAGUGAGGGAGGAGGAAGAGACCGAGGAGUGA